AGUCACUCCCCGAGCCUACUUUUAAUAGCUUUGUCAUGUGAUAGAAAGCAGUUGUAAGAAGACAGGUGCCCUCGGUUCAUUCUCGGCGAGGGGAGCUGCAGUUUUUCUUCGCCAGUGGGGAACUAAAGCGUGUGUGGAUUUGCCUCUCUCUUUUUUUUCUUUUUCUUUUUUUUUUACUUGCAUUCUUUUUUGUGUCAUUUUACGCAUUUUGUUCGCAGCGUGUGCACGGAGGGUUGUAUUUUGUCCUUUUUCCGAAGCGUCAUUCAGUGGCUGGAUGGCGUGGGACAGGUGUAACCAGCAGGACUCGGUGUGGAGAGAAUUAGAGUGUGCUGCCUUAGUUGGCGAAGACCAGCCCCUCUGCCCGGACCUCCCCGAACUUGACCUCUCUGAGCUGGACGUCAGCGACCUGGACGCCGACGGCUUCCUAGGCGGCCUGAAGUGGUACAGCGACCAAUCAGAGAUCAUUUCCACUCAGUAUGGCAACGAGGUCUCCAAUCUUUUUGAGAAGAUAGAUGAAGAAAAUGAGGCCAACUUGCUGGCAGUGCUUACUGAGACCCUGGACAGCAUCCCUGUGGACGAGGACGGCCUGCCUUCGUUCGAAGCUCUGGCAGACGGGGACGUGACCAAUGCCAGUGACCAGAGCUGUCCCUCGUCCCCGGAAGAUCUGCCUCCUACUCCGGAGGACCAAGAGGAACCCUCCCUGCUGAAGAAGCUCCUCCUGGCACCAGCCAACUCCCAGCUGGGCUACAAUCAAUACACAGGUGGCAAGGCACAGAACCAUGCAGCCGGCAGCAACAACAACCAUCGCAUCAGACCACCACCUGCCGUCGUCAAGACGGAGAGCACCUGGAGCGGCAAAGCGAGGGUGGUCUCCGGCCAGCAGAACCGUUCCUUGAGGCGACCUUGCACCGAGCUGCUGAAGUACCUAACAGCCACCGAUGACAUCUUACUCCACACUAAAGCCAGCGACGUCAAGGGCGGCCACAGUGCCUCCUCCUCGUCCUCCUCGCCGUCCUCGUCGUCCACGUCUUCGUUCUCCUCCCUUUCCUCUACUUCCUCCUCGUCCUCCAAGAAGAAGUCCGCCGUGCCAUCUCAGCAGCAUCUGCCGCAGCGAGCCAAACCAACCACCUUGCCACUUCCUUUGACCCCAGAGUCUCCAAAUGACCACAAGGGAUCACCAUCGUUUGAGAACAAAACCAUUGAGUGCACAUUAAGUGUGGCGAUUGCUGGAACCCCAGGUCUGACACCACCUACCACGCCCCCAUACAAAGACAGUCCAGAGAAUCUUUUCAAAGCAUCGCUCAAAACCAAGUUGUCUUCAUGUGUCUCCUCAGCCUUGGUGUGCAAAAAAGCAAGGCUGGGCGAGUCGGGCCCCAGCGCCUCAGGCGAGGACCCUGCCAGGAAGGGUCCCGAACAGACUGAGCUGUACGCCCAGCUGAGCAAAGCCUCCACCGUCCUUCCUUACCCUGCCACGCUGCAGCGAGUGGCAGGGAGCGGACCGGAGGAACGUCGCAGCGUCACUGGUGGACACAAGCGGGGUUCUUCCUGUGGGCACGGCGACCAUGACUAUUGCCAGGCGUCAGCAAGCGUUAAGAAGGACGGUCCCACAGCCUCCGGCGCGCCCAAGGAGGAUCAGACGCCAUGUAGCCCUGCUGCUUUUGUGCCUAUGGGGGAUUUUGGAUUUAAGGACUCAGGCAUGCCUCCACCCUCUUUAUCAGUUGGUUCUUUAAGUUUGGUCUCCUCUGUUGGAGAAGAUGUCCAGAGAUUAGCGAAGGAGUCCCCGACCCCAACCUCCCAGGGCCAGGAACCCUCAUAUACUGUCAGCCGGAAAUUCCUGUAUGACCUGGAAAUCCGAGCGGAACUCAACAAGCACUUUGGACACUCCUUGAGAGCUCUGUCCAGUCCCGGUGAGGCGGAGACAAUUGCGUCCCCGCAGUCUCUUGAGGACGCGGAUACCCAGAAGCUACCCGGUGCAGGGCUUCUGUCCUUCCACGAUGAGAUGGAUCUGGGCGAGGGCCGGGAGAGUCGGUUCCUUUACCCAUGGGAGGGCACCCCUCUGGACCUCCUCUUUGACUGCUCCCCUUCCUGCUCUCCACCAUUGAGUUGCUCCCCCUCGCGAAGCACCCCGUCCCCGCCACCCUCCUCCCUGCUGCUGUCGCCCGGUGAACUCUUUCGAUGGAGCGGCGCGAACUCGCACUUCCGUUCUCGGUCUCGCUCUGGAUCCCGCAGCUCUUCUUCGCGGUAUCGGAGGCGCUCGCUGUCCAGCUCACCGGAUAGACAUCCUUCCUCCUGGUGUCGUCAUAGCAAUGACUUCAGCAGUUUUCGUUCCAGGAGCCAAAAGAGCCCCCGGCCUCAGUCUCAGUCGCCUCUCAGUCUCAGGCCAAGGUACGACAGUUAUGAGGACUACCAACAUGACCGGCUGAAGAGGGAGGAGUACCGCCAGGACUACGAGAUGAGGGAGUUUGAAAGGGCCGAGCAGAGAGACAAGCAACGGCAAAAAGCCAUUGACGAGAGACGGGUGGUGUACGUGAGGCGACUCAGGUCCGACUGCACCCGCGCUGAGCUGAAGCACCGCUUUGAGUUCUUUGGCGAGAUCGAAGAAUGUGCCAUCAACCUGAGAGACGAUGGGGACAAUUUCGGCUUCAUCACAUACCGCUACACGUGUGACGCUCUCACCGCCCUCGACAACGGACACACCUUGCGCCGGUCCGACGAGCCUCGCCUGGAGCUGUGCUUUGGCGGGCAAAAGCAGUUGGGCAAAUCCCAUUACACCGACUUGGACUCCCACUCGGAUGACUUCGAUCCGGCCUCCACCAAAAGCAAGUACGACUCGCUGGAUUUCGACAGCUUGCUGCAGGAGGCGCAGGGCAGCCUGCGAAGGUAACCUGCUGGCCUUCCUGCCUCUCUUGCUUCCUUCUUGUGGCUGGGGGUGGAAGUUGCUCGGGGGGGUGGUGGUGUGACUUUGCGAUUACCUCAACGUCUCCCGUUGACGACGAGACGCUAAGAAGUCUGUGUGCUCUGUGGAGCUGUGAGAAAAAAAAAAUCUACACUGAAGUUUACAUGAACAAUCGCUGCUGAGGAGAGGAUGGGGGGAAAAAAAACGGGACGAUGGAAGACGAUCUUCUCCAAGCACUACAAUACCCAUGAUCCUUUGGGGCGAAGGGGGAUGAAAACAGCUUGUUCAAAAGGAUUUGUGUUGUUUUUUUCUGCCUUUGAAAUCUUUGUUACAUUUAAAAAAACAAAAAAAACAAUGACGGAAUCUCUUAUUGUCUACAUUUUAAAGAGUAGUUGUGUAUUUACAAAUAACUAUAAAAAGGAAUAUUUUUGUUUUAAUGUACAUAUACGUAUAUAAAAAAAGUUCUUUAUUUGUUACAGCUAUGCACUGUAAAACGCAGCCUUUUUUUAAAGAAGAAAAAAAAAACAAAUGCUGGGGACAGUUUUUUCUUAAUUCCGAAUGUCCUCUGUAGUAAAACAUAUUGUACGCCCACAUGUGCACCUGUAGGUACUUCAAAACAAAAAUGCUAGUCAAAGAUCCUCCAUAUGACUGUUUUUAAGGACCUACUGAAAAAAAAGUGAUUUUUUUUGCAGUAGUUCCUGUUAUACUGUGUAGAGGUUUACUGUUUUUAAGGUCCUACUACUUGUCAGAGCACUCCUGUCACAUUGAGAACCUUUGCUGUUUUUGAGCACCGACUGCAAAAACGCUAGUCAACAAUCCAAAACAUCAGAACGCUCAUGUCAUAUUUUUAGCUUUGGUUUAUUUUGCAGUAGGUGCCUAAAAAUAGGAGAACGUUUUUUUUUUGUUGCUAUUUUUAAGGACAUAUUGCUUGUUCGAGUCAGUCCCAAAAACAGCAGUGUACUCCUGUCUUAGGGAGGGUAUUUGCUGUUUUUAAGGACCUACUGCUAGUCAGAGUGUUCCUGUUACAUUGAGGAUCUUGGACUAGUGUUUUUGCAACAUGUCCUUACAAACAGCAGUGUGCUAGAAGCUGUCAGAAUCGAAAGAGCAGAAAAUAUCGUGUCAGACACAUUUGGAAAUAUCGUUCAUUGUUUUUGGAUUGGGUCAUAUCAAGGAUCUUUGCUGUUUUUACGGACCUACUGUGAAAGCGCUAGUCUGCUGUUUUUAAGGAUCUACUAAAAGAGCACUUGUCUGAGCACUCCUGUUAUGUGGAGGAUCUUUGCUGUUUAUAAGGACCUACUGCUAGUCAGGGCGCUGAGGAUCUGUAACUGUCUGCAGUAGACACUGAAAAACAGCUGAGCACUCUUGUCAUAUAGAGGAUCUUUGAUUUUUUUUUUUUUCGCAGCAAUAGGUUUUUCUGAACUUACUGCAAGUCAGAGUGCUCCUGUUACAUUGAUGAUCUUUGACUAUUGUUUUUAGAACAGAAACAGCAGAGUGCUUCUGUCAUGUCAAUGAUCUUUGAUUUUUAUGCAGCGGGUCCUAAAAAAAAAACAGCACACUGCUCCUGUUGUAUAGAGAAUCUUUGAUGUUGAGACAUAUGAUGAUUGUAAACAAUAAAAAGGCGACAAAACAGAAGAACAAGCGACUCACUUUUGAGGGAGCACAUGAACAAUCUUUGUGUUUUUAAUCAUGUUUAAAGAAUAAAAAACAGCCCAUUUUUUAAUUGAUUUUUUUCUAAAAAAAAAAACAAAAAAAGAAAACACACAAAGCAAUCUUGAUUAUAUUGUGUUUAUAUACUGUGUACAACACAUAUAUGCAAUUUCUUUUGUAAGCUUCUCGUUGAUUCAACACAGGGAAAGCAAGCGGAAUAUUUAUUUUAGGUAUUUAUUUUGGAAUCAGCAAUAUUUAUGGCCGCUGUUUUUGUUCAUUAUUUAUUUUUGAUUAUUUUUUUUAAAAAACAUCACGAGACAGGGUGUACAAUAAACAGAAGGUGGUGGUCUUCUAUGCCUUUUUUCCUGAACAAUCAAGUCUCAUUUUGGUGCCACUUUGGUGGUUUCCUUCUUCCUUUGACUUAAAAGCAAUAAUUUCUUUUUUUUUUUAUUAUUAUUUUUAUUGCAGGACUUUUUCACAUCGCUCCGCUCGCGUUUGAUUCUGUGAAUGCCAAACAAAAGUUUACAAUUUCCUUUCUUGAAUUUUUUACAAAGUAUUUAAUGUACAAUAAUAGAAAGAUUAGUAAUAUUAUUCACAGUAAUAAUAAAAAAAUAGAGGGUUGGGGGGGAUAUAUCUAUAUAUAUAUACACGACCAGUCAAAAAUUUGGAUGCCUGAUUUUUUUGCAUUAAAUACAUCCAAACAUUUGACUGCAUUUUGACUGUAAAUCUCACUAUUAAAAAUGGUGGUUACAUUUAUAGUAGCAGUCAGAUGUUAGCAUGUACGCUAUAAAUCAGGUGUGUCCAAACAUUUGUCAGAUAUAUAUAUAUAUAUACAAAAGCAAUAAUUAUUUUUCAUAAUUGUAUUUUAAGCGCUGAUUGUUGUGAUUUUGUUUGACUUUAUUUAAUUUGUUUUCCUAUUUGCGACCACAUUGCUGUUCCCUUUAAAGACAGGGGUGAGGAAGCUACGGCGCAUGGGGCAAAUGUGGUACGUUUUCAUUCAACUAUGCCGGUCAAAUGAGAAUAACAGUAGUUCCCCCCCACCCCUGCUUUAAAAACCAUGAAAGUGUUUUGAGUAAAUGAAGAAAAAAAAAAGAUGAAAAAUGUAUCCCAUUUCAUGAAGUCAUGAGGCUUCUGUCUGAGGUAAGAACGGCAAAAGAAAGGGAAGAAAAAUGUUGUUGUGUUGUUUUUGUUAAUAUCUUGUAUAGCGUUUAUGGGUGACUGUGACCCAUUGUGUAGAUUUGGCUUUAAAUAAAUGUAUUAAUAAUAAAAAAAACAGCUUUGUAAAUGGUGUAGAGUAGCAAUAUUAAGAUUCUAAUUUGUAAUAUUGAGACCUGAAGGACUUUCUCAAUGCUUUGGUGUCCAUGUUUUUUUCGGGAAGGACAAUAUGUUUGAUUGUGUGUGUGUGUGUGUGCGUGUGUGUUAAGAGAUGUGUGUGUGUGUACGUGUGUGUGUUUUAUCCACGUUGCCUUCUGCCAAGUUCUUACCAAUGCCUUUUGUGGUUCUACCUGUUCUUGUUCCACUUUUCUUGUCAAUUUUCAUGUUUUCUUUUUUAAAUGUGCAAUUCUCAUUCGCCUCACCAUGCCAAUAAAGGGAAAACGUGUUUGAAAGUUUCCAUUUGUCCGUCUUUGGUGUCUGCCAGUUCAUUAAGAAUUCCAAGGGAAGCGUUUCAUGCAGACAAGCGGAGUGACUCCAUCAUCAACAAUUUCUUGCUUUCCAUCCCCAAGAGUGUUUAUGCCUCAUCUCCGACAUUUUAAAUCACGUUUUUCUAGCAUUACGGGCUGGAGA
Molecule: messenger RNA, 6328 nt
Organism: Doryrhamphus excisus (bluestripe pipefish)
Lineage: Eukaryota; Metazoa; Chordata; Actinopteri; Syngnathiformes; Syngnathidae
Gene: ppargc1a
Product: peroxisome proliferator-activated receptor gamma, coactivator 1 alpha
Biological process (GO): positive regulation of transcription by RNA polymerase II
Cellular component (GO): nucleus
Molecular function (GO): RNA binding; transcription factor binding
Source: RefSeq, a predicted model, not a curated record